Messenger RNA from Caenorhabditis angaria, 3828 nucleotides. Lineage: Eukaryota; Metazoa; Nematoda; Chromadorea; Rhabditida; Rhabditidae. The record is from the annotation of a GenBank genome assembly.
AUGGAUUUAUUGGUUUACGAAGGUCCAACUCAAAAAGUUAAAAAAAAGAAUUCAAAAGGAUUUUUUGGUGGGAUAAGUUGCUAAAUGAUUUGAAUUUGAAUAAUAUUUCAGAUAUGCAUCAUUCUCAUAACAAGGAACGUGUAUUCAAAGAAAGAACAAAUGCAUUCAAUGAUCGACAAAGAAGAGGAGCUAUGAGACGAAAAAUUCAUGAGGUAACUAAAAUAUUUACGAUUAAUUUAUCAUAACUCAUGAAUUUACAGGUGACUGGUCACAAGUUCAUGGCUCUUUUCCUACGUCAGCCAACCUUUUGUGCACAUUGUAAAGAAUUUAUUUGGGGAAUCGGUAAACAAGGAUAUCAGUGUCAAAGUGAGUUAGAGACCUAUGUUUUUACUUAUAAAUAAUCUUUUUUUGCAGUUUGUACAGUGGUUGUUCAUAAAAGAUGUCACGAAGAAGUUGUCUGGAAAUGUCCGGGUAAUAAAGCUGAUGCAGUUGAAGAAUUAGGAAAGGAAAUUAGCGAGGUAUACUGAUUUUUGGGGGUUUGAAGAGAAUAGCUUGGUCAAAAAAGUAUUCCCUAAGUUUUUUUUUUUCACUUUUGAACUCUAAAAUACUGCAAUUUAAAUUUUUUUCUUUUCAAAAUUCUAUAUAUUUUCAAAAAGAAAAAAGAGCGUCUGUAUUAAUUUAUAACCGAAAAUAAAAAUAACAAAAAUAUUUUUUUUUCAGUCCAAUUAAAAUUUUCAGUAAAAGCUCGAGGGAUUGUUUUCAAUUCUAUUUUUAAAUACUUACCAUUAGCUCCUCCCACUCCCCUUAUUAUUAUCAUAAUAAUUUAUAAAAAAUCUUCAGACUGGUGCUGGUCGAUUUAAUAUAAAUAUGCCGCAUAGGUUUUCAAUUCAUUCUUAUAAAAGACCAACAUUUUGUGAUCAUUGUGGAUCAAUGUUGUAUGGUUUGAUAAAUCAAGGAUUACAAUGUUCUGUUUGCAAAUUGAAUGUACAUAAAAGGUAUUUGGAUUUUCUCUAGGAGCUUUUCGCCCAAGUAUAUUUAAUUUUGUAGAUGUCAAAGGAAUGUAGCUAAUAAUUGUGGAAUAAAUGCUAAACAAAUGGCUGCUGAAUUAGCACAACUUGGUCUAACUGGUGAUAAAAUGAGUGUGAAAUCGAAGAAAAAGGUAAAAGAUAUAAUAAUCUUGAAAUAGAUAAGUCAAUAUUUGCUCAUAUCAAUUUUUAAACUGUUCAACAAUAUUUCAUUUUUUCACUUGAUAUUCCUCACAUCAAUUCUAUUUUCAGCCAUCUAUAAUGACAGAAACAUCAACAGACAUAUCUGGAUGUUCAGCAUCUGACUUGAAUUCGGGUUAUUUGGAUAAGAUUAGCGAGGAUGAACCAAACUCGAAAAAUAGUGGAUCGAAAUCGGCGAAUGCAAGUGGUGGAACUCUUUCGAUUCAUGAUUUUACUUUUAUGAAAGUUUUGGGAAAAGGAUCAUUUGGAAAAGUGGGUUUUUUUGGGGGAAAGGAAUUUUUUGGAAAAUAAAAUGUGAUUUUUGUAGGUAAUGUUGGCUGAGAAAAAAGGCACCGAAGAAGUGUAUGCAAUCAAAAUUCUGAAAAAAGAUGUGAUUGUUCAAGAUGAUGAUGUUGAAUGCACAAUGUGUGAAAAGAGAAUAUUAUCAUUGGCUGCAAAACAUCCAUUUUUGACUGCGUUACACAGUUCAUUCCAAACUGCUGUGAGUUUUUUGGGUGGGAUUCGAAAAUUUUUCAAAAUGGGCCAAAUUCAGAGAUUUGAAAAAAUCUGUCAUUUUUUAAACAAAAAUAUUUUUCUCUUAUAGAAAAAGGUUCCCAUAAGAACAAAUGUUUACACAAAAAAAUCUUCAAAAUCUUUAGACAUAAAGGAUCUACAGUAACCUACAGUACUCCUAGUUUUGUUCAUUUUACAAUUUGAUCUACCACAAAAUUAUCGAACUACUGUAUUUUUGGAAACCUACAGUAACCAAUAUAUUUUGAAGUAUCUCUUUAGUUUUAAGCCUAAAUUUUCUACAGUAACUCAGAGAAAGUUUGGCUUGAACGGCGCGGUUCGCGAAACCCAGAAAUCUGCCAAUCCGCGGCUGACACAAGAACUUUAGCGAAACGUCCGCGAAAUUAUACUCCGCUGUUAGCGAAACGUCCGCGCAAUGCACUCUCGAGAUAUAAAAAUGCUUCACUACCCCUGAUAAUUAUCAGAAGUUAGUAUUGACUUGUAGUUCCAACCCGGCCUCGAUCCCAAUCCUGUCGUUUUGUAGUCAUCUCUCUUCCUUGCUGCGCUAUCCUCGUUGUCGCGUACGCGAUACAAUUUAUACUUUUUAUACCCUCCCUCUCGAGUCCAUCCGCGGAUCCGCGAAAAACUCAAAAAAAUCAAAUUUCCGAGUCAAAAAAUUUCGCGGAAUGCGCGAAAUGAGACUCUCUUUGGCUGAAGUUUCGCUGUCCGCGAAAUUUUUUUCGCUGAAUCCGCGUAAUGAUUUUCACUCAAAAAUUGGGAAAAAAUCGUCCGCGGACCGCGCCGUUCAAGCCAGACUUUCUCUGAGAACCCACAUAUUUUAUCCAAAAAAAACGCAAUCCUGAUAAGCAAAACAAACUUUAAAAAAUAAUUUCAUAUUUAAUUUCCAAAUUUUCCAGGAUCGUUUAUUCUUUGUAAUGGAAUAUGUAAAUGGUGGUGAUUUGAUGUUCCAAAUCCAAAGAGCACGAAAAUUCGACGAAUCUCGAGCUCGUUUUUAUGCCGCUGAAGUUACUUGUGCUCUCCAAUUUUUGCAUAGAAAUGAUGUUAUUUAUCGGUUCGUUUACUUGUGUUUUUAUCUUAUCUUCAAACAAAAAUAUCAUUCCUCAUUUUUCUAGUGAUCUCAAACUUGAUAAUAUCCUUCUUGAUGCCGAUGGUCAUUGCCGAUUGGCUGAUUUCGGAAUGUGUAAAGAGGGAAUCAACAAAGACAAUCUGACAAGCACAUUUUGUGGAACACCCGAUUAUAUUGCACCCGAAAUAUUGCAAGAAAUGGAAUAUGGUGUAUCGGUUGAUUGGUGGGCAUUGGGUGUUUUGAUGUAUGAAAUGAUGGCUGGACAACCGCCAUUUGAAGCUGAUAAUGAAGAUGAUCUUUUUGAGGUAAGAGGGGAGUAUAUGUGUUUUUUUUGUUGGAAAUUUAGUAAAAAAUUUUGGUACGCCCAAAUUGUUCCCAAUUCUGAAUUUGAAAAAAAACUCCGCGGGCAGGAGGAUUUGAACCAUGGACCUUCUGAACAUUAGCAAAACGAACUACCACUGAACUAAAUGCGCAUUUCUUUUUCAUUAGAUAAAUGUUGGUGAAAAGGAAACUGACUUUUGAAAAAUGUCAGGCGUGUCUGAUCCGCUUUCAAAAUUCAAUUUUUCAGGCCAUUCUAAACGACGAUGUGUUAUAUCCAGUGUGGCUUUCAAAAGAGGCUGUCAAUAUUCUUAAAGCCGUAAGUACAUCUUUCUUUUUCCAACAAAAAAUCAAUCAUUUCAGUUCAUGACCAAAAACGCAUCAAAAAGAUUAGGAUGCGUGAUUUCGCAAGGAGGAGAAGAUGCAAUUCGAGCACAUCCAUUCUUCAGAGAAAUUGAUUGGGAUGCAUUGGAAGCGAGACAAGUUAAACCACCAUUUAAACCAAAGAUUGUGAGUUUCCUGUUCUCCUCCUUGAAGUUAUUCUCAAAUUAUUUUUUUCAGAAAUCAAAACGAGAUGCUAACAAUUUCGAUAGUGAUUUCACAAAAGAGGAACCAGUUCUAACACCAACUGAUCCAACUGUUGUUCGAGCUAUCAAUCAAGAAGAAUUCCGUGGAUUUUCGUUCAUCAAUCCACAUUUCCAAUAUUAA